AUGUCCACCUCGCGCAAGCGCCCUCGCGCCGAGGUCGAGGAGAACAAGGCAGAGUGCCCCUUCACCGUCACCUACGCCGAGCCCGACAGCAAGUCGCACAAAAAGUCAAAGAAGAGAAGGAAGCCGGACCAGGAAGAAGAGGAUGGGAAGAAGAGCUCCAAGCAACUCUCUCCCUUCUCGCCUUCCGGCGAUUUCAACGGCAAGAGCGCCAAUGAUGUUUUGGACUUGGAAUACAACGUACAUCCGCAGAAGAAGUGGCUGGAGAUGACGCGCUACAACAGUUUCGUUCUAAACGGAACUAAGUACUUCAGUGAGGGCUUUAUCUACGUCGCAAACGACCAGACCGUUCAACGACAGAAAGCUGCCGCGGAAGGCACCGCGGAUUCAAACGAGCCUGAGAAGGUACUGAAGCGAUCCAAGUCCGAUGACGACUGGGUAGCUCGCAUUCUGGAGAUCCGCGCUAGCGACGAGCAUCACGUCUAUGCGCGCAUCUAUUGGAUGUAUUGGCCCGAGGAGCUACCUGAAGGCACGAUGGAAGGAAAGAGAUACACUGGAGGUCGCCAGCCAUACCACGGCCAUAACGAACUGAUCGCCUCCAACCAUAUGGACAUCAUCAACGUUGUUAGUGUGACAUUGCCUGCUAACGUCAAGCAAUGGAUCGAGGAGAACGAUGAAGAGAUCCAGGAAGCGCUCUAUUGGCGCCAGGCCUAUGACUGCCGGACCCAUCAGCUCUCGUCAGUCGAACGCCUCUGCAGAUGCCGACAGCCCGCCAACCCGGACAAAACCCUGAUCGGAUGCUCCAAUAAGGAAUGCGGGAGAUGGGUCCAUGAGCAUUGCCUUAGGGAAUCCGCCCUGAGGCGAGCUUACGAGCGGCUCGGCAAAGACAAGCCCCACUUCACCGCGAAGCCUCCGGUAGACGGAACGUCCUCGGCCGCAGAGAGUGAUAAUAUCAAGCAGGAAAGGAAGUUGGAUGACGGCGUAAACGGACCCCUCAGCCCCACCGAAAGCGGCACUGAUGUCAAGCAAACGAUCGACGCGAAACCCACCGAUGCGCAUGAGGAAACAAACGGACAAUCCGCCGCAGAGGGCACUCCUGCUGUGCCUGACGAGCGUGUUUCUCAGCCGCCAACGACCCCCGCCACACCAUCCGCCCUGGAAGUACCGGCAGCGUCUCGCAAGAUCAGAUCUAGCAAGAAGAAAGCUUCGGCAAACGAAGCGAAGCCGUGGGAAGGCCUGUUCGAGGCGAGAAUCUUGAUGGACAUGACCCCAGCCAAGGUUGAGAUCAAGGAUCUCCGAGAGAACGUCACGGAAGGCGACAAAUUGUGGACAGAGCCGCUGCUUUGCGUCGUUUGCGAGGUGGAAAUUAGCUGA
Molecule: messenger RNA, 1371 nt
Organism: Colletotrichum higginsianum IMI 349063
Lineage: Eukaryota; Fungi; Ascomycota; Sordariomycetes; Glomerellales; Glomerellaceae
Product: BAH domain-containing protein
Exons: 4
Coding region: 1-1371 (456 amino acids)
Molecular function (GO): chromatin binding
Source: RefSeq, a predicted model, not a curated record